Molecule: messenger RNA, 1797 nt
Organism: Diospyros lotus (date-plum)
Lineage: Eukaryota; Viridiplantae; Streptophyta; Magnoliopsida; Ericales; Ebenaceae
Exons: 5
Coding region: 933-1664 (243 amino acids)
Source: RefSeq, a predicted model, not a curated record
AGAGCGCAAUCGGAUUCGUAGCACGAGAGAAUCUGCAAUGAAGAAGAAAUAUGAUGAACCGCUUAGUACUGGUCUUAGAUGUUCAGAGAUGGCUAGUUCUGCUGGUGGUAUUCUCGUGUCUUCUUCAUUUGCAAACAUUGAGGUCUCAGGUUUGAUCAUGCUACUUAAAUUUACAAAAUAAGGGAAAAUGGAAGGAAAAAGUAACAAAAAAUGGUUUUAAUUUUCAAGAAACUCUUCUGUUGCACUUCUACUGAAAAGGCCUUGAUGUUGAGCGGUAUAUCUUCUCAAGAUUCACGAAAUGUGGGACACACAAUGAGGUGGUGAGCAAUAGAGAUCUAUCUGCUCAUGCUGGCAUAUUGUCCAAUUCAAAACAUGAUGUUGGGAAACACGAACGAAAAUUUCAUGUUACACAAAUUUUUCCAGUUAAGGAUCAAUUGCAUUUCCUUCUUAAUUCAUAUAUCUAUUUCAUCAAAAGUUUCAAAAGGCAUUCCGAGCUUUCCUAACAGUCAAAACCACCUGUUUUAGAAUGAUACAGAUGGAGGUGAAGAGACUUCAUCUACAGCCUGUUGUCAAAAAGAAGGAAUGUGCAUCUAGGUGAGAUAAAUCACGGUAAGUGAGUUGAGCAAAUGGAACCUGGUCACACCAUUUUGAUGAUCCUGAAAGACAUGUUUAUUUUCAAGAUACUCCCUCUACUACAGAGAAGACUUCAGUUGCCUCCAUCCUGAAGAAUUGGCAGGCCGAUCAACUGGAGAAGCAGGAACCACUUGAGAAAACUCCUAGCAAUGUAAGGAAAGUAAUAAGUGCCUUUGAAAGUAGUCUAGCUAAGGUAUAUCUGUUUGGGUACUCCAUGAAGUAUUCUCCAUGUACUAUUGCAAGUUAAUUACUUUAUGUCCAUAUGAGAUUCAAAGACAUAUACUUAUCAAAAACAGGAUAUGAGAGCUGGAAUGAAACCAUCGCCUUCAAAAUUGCAUUCUGAUAAAGUUCAACCAGAAGCUCACAAGGAAGUAGAUUUGAAAAAACUAAAUAAGCCUGGCAAACUGACUCCUGGAAGGCUCAAGAACCCUUUUCUAACUGGGGAGUUGCAACAUAUCCAGGUUUACAAAACAUUAAGGGAAGUAGGUUCAAGUAGUGCUACAUUUAUGGAGGGGAAUGCAAUUGACAUUUGCGCAACUGAUUCACAUGAAAUUUAUACCUUAGGAUCUUCGGAGGAUAAAUUGAAGUCAGCAGCUUUAUUUGAAAAUGAUAAUCUUUCUUCUGAAAUCUAUGAUGCCUGGAUAUUUCCAGAUCAUGCCAAAAGAUUAUGUAUAACAACUGGAAGCAAACAAAUAAUGGAUUUAGUUGGAAGCUGUGGGAUUCAAGAAAGGGUUCAUAAAAGCGAGAAGAGAUGUCAAUUUCCAGAAAAUGUGGAGAAGUUUUCAAGCCACAAGGAGGUGAAGAAAGGUGGCAGAACUUCUCCCGAGUUGAGAAAAUCAACAUUUGAGAGUUCUCUGGAAGAUGAAACUGCUCGUGGACCAAUGGGACAAGCAAUAAGAGUUGCAAUAAUGAUAGCUUUCGGCACACUUGUUCUUCUUACAAGACAAAGAAAACCCAGAUACGAGCUCGUUUAUGGGAUUGAAUACAACUCGUCUCUUCACCACCCGCAGGGCCAGAACAAUUCCACCUAAUUUCUUUUUGUUGCAUUUAAUAGAACAUCGACAAACAAGCUCUGCUGGGUUGCUUAUGCAGAUUGUUCUGUUGUAAAUUUCAGUCACAGUGAAUACUAACAUUAAUUCCAAAGAUUAUUUUCGGUAUUGUGCA